Molecule: messenger RNA, 6607 nt
Organism: Lepisosteus oculatus (spotted gar)
Lineage: Eukaryota; Metazoa; Chordata; Actinopteri; Semionotiformes; Lepisosteidae
Gene: tecpr2
Product: tectonin beta-propeller repeat containing 2
Molecular function (GO): protein binding
Source: RefSeq, a predicted model, not a curated record
ACCUGUGAUGUUGAUGCCUUGUUAAAACAGAGCGACUGGGCUUUCUGGUAACAACAAAAAAAAAAGAAUUUAACUGCUGCUUUUUUUUGUUUACAGUUCAUAAAAUGAAUGUACAGAACACAAUUAAAUUGGCUGAUUUACAGAAAGAGAGAGAGAAAAGGUAUCCAAUGUAAUGUUCGCGUUGCAACGUUUCAGGAUUUCCAAAACUUGCCUAAAUGGUGUCCUUCUGGAACCCAAUACCUGUGCAUUGCUGAUUCUCGUCUGCUCCGGCGCCACCCUGACCCCCCGCCAUGGCUGCCCAGGCCUCGCCUGCCGCCCUGAAGGAGUUCUGCCCCCUCUAUUACCUGCUGAACACCAUCCCCGCCAAGGUGCAGAGGGGGUUUCGCUCGGUGCUGGUCUACCUCACCGCGCUGGAUGCCAGCAGUGACUACAUCGCCGUGGGCAGCAGCAUUGGCAUGCUCUACCUCUACUGCCGGCGGCUCAACCAGAUGAAUAAGUAUAACCUCGAGGGCAAGACCGAGGCCAUCACCUCCGUGAAGCUCCUGAGCUGUUUCGAUGACCUGGUGGCAGUGGGCACGGCCUCGGGCAGAGUGGCCCUCUUCCAGCUUGUCUCUCCUCUUCCCGGGAGGAACAAGCAGCUGCGGCGCUUUGACGUAGUUGGACUUCACAAGAGCACAGUGACAGCCCUGGCCUGGAGUGCAAACGGAAUGAAAUUGUUCUCCGGGGAUGACAAAGGGAAAGUUGUCUAUUCUGCCAUCGAUUUGGACCAGGGUGUGUGCAACCCCAGCGUGCUGCUGGAGGAGCAGUCUGCCAUCGUACAGCUGGAGUACAGCCAGAAAGUUCUGCUCGUAUCCACACACCAGCACAGCCUGCUCUUCUACACCGAAGAGAAGGCAGUCCAGCAGGUUGGAACAAAGCCCAGGAAAGGCAAUGGUAAAUUUGGGGCUUGCUUCCACCCUGGCCUGUGCAAGCAGAGUGACCUGGUGGUUUACGCUGCCCGGCCAGGCCUGCGCCUCUGGAAGGCGGACGUGCAGGGCAGCGUGCAGGCCACCUACAUCCUGAAGGACGUGUUCGCAGAGGGCGUGAGGCCCUUCGAGCUGUUUCCGCGCGCCGGCAGCCAUGCCACCGAGGGGUACCGGCCCGCAGAGAGACAGCUGGGCCUGCUGAGCUGCUUCCUGCGGGAGGGCUGGGUGCUGAGCUGGAACGAGUACAGCAUCUAUGUGCUGGACUCCCUCAAUCAGGCUGUCGUCGGCGGUCUGGAGGGGUCCGGCGACAUCGUGUCCGUGUCAUGCACAGACCACGAGAUCUUUCUUCUGAAGGGGGACCGCGACAUCAUCAGGAUAUCCAGCAGACCCGAAGGCCUGGCUUCCAGCGCGUCUGAUGUGCCCUUGUGGCUGAGUACCCCUACAGCCACUGCACCCCAGAUGGUCCAACCCACUGGUGCCGUAGAAACUGCCCAGCCGAUCAGAACCAUGUCCAUCAUCGCGGAGAGCAGGGACACACAACCAGACGGCGAGGAGGACUGCAGGAGAGAGGGGGGGAGAAAGGAGCAGGACGCGGUGAUAGUGCUGGAGAAAAUUGAGGUGGCGUUGGGUGACCCCAAGGGUGCCCCACAGAGGGAGCAGGCCAGUGAGGCCCCGCUGAGGGGGGGCUCGGGGACCAGCGAGUCCCGCAGCCGAAGCAGCUCGGUGACGUCCUGGGACAGCGCCCUGGGGCUUGGGGCCGCGGUGGAGCAGUCUGCCUCUGAGCUCUCGGUGGAGGGGCUGAGCUCCUCCACCAGGUUCAGCACCGUCAGCACGGAGGACUUUGAGCAAGAGCUGGUGGUUAAGUCCAUCAGAGUCAGGAAGAAGAAGAAGAAAAAGAGGCACGACAGCGGGAACAGGCUCUCGGACCACAGCAGCUGGUCCGAGGGGGUGUUCAGCCAAGACGCCGUGAGCGAUGGCACCACCACGCCGGUGUGUGAGCUGCUCUCGGACCGCACCAGCCUCCUGGGCAGCAGCCUGGACCUUCAGAGCGCCGACUCUCCUGACCGGGAGGGCUCCGUGAGCGGGGACUCGCACAGCCACGACCUCUUUGCGGUCCUCACCUCGCCUGAGGUCACGUGCACUCGGCUGGGGGAGCCGCCCAGCGCUGAUCUCCGUGACCUCCCUGCGGAGGUGCUGGGGCUGGAGGCGCCUGUUCCUCAGAGCUGUGAAACUUCAGACGUGCCGCUUGCAAAGGCCCCAAGCUCCUCUCCUCCUUCCCCGCGCCUCCUGGAGUCGGAUGGCCAGGAAGUCACUCAGAAAGACCCUCUAGCUUUGCAGUCUGAAAGCAACAGAUAUGCGCUUCCGGGUCAAGGUGCAAAGGUCAGGGGUUCGAUUCCAGAUUGUGAUGCCGACGCUCUCCUUGAAUGCAACAGCCUGAACACGCAAGCCAGCGCUGAGCGCGUUUCUGGGGAGGAUGGCUUAGUAAGGUCAGAAAAGGAUGAGUCGGAACCCCAUGUGCCACCCAGCCACACACAUGAUCUCUCCACCUUGGAUGAUUUUGGGCUGCUGGGUGUUGGUGGAAGUCUGGAAGCAUCUGAUCAGAACUUAGUCACCCCCUUCCCAGCUCUGCACGAUGUCAUAAGCCACGUCUCCACGCUCAGCACCAGAGCACAAGAGCAAGAGUGGCAAGACGCAGGGCUGCAGUGCAUCUCCAGCGACGAGGAGGAUAUCUAUGCCCACGCAGUGCCGCACUCAGCGUCGGAUGCCAGCCUGGUGGAGCAGCCCUUACUGGGCACAAACCUCCAGAGGCUCAUCGAUGGGCACUGCUCAGACGCAGCGAAAUCAGAUCUGGAGGAUUCAAGCCUUUUCAAGUCUGAUCAGUUUGCAGAGAGCUGGAUGGGCUAUUCCGGCCCGGGCUAUGGGAUCCUGAGCCUGGUGGUGUCUGAGAAAUAUAUAUGGUGUCUGGACUUCAAAGGCGUGCUGUACUGCAGCCCCCUGCCCAGCGCCGGGCUGCGCUGGCAGAAAUUUGAGGACAGUGUCCAGCAGGUGGCUGUGUCACCUUCAGGGUCCUUGCUGUGGAAGGUGGAGCAGAAGACUAACAAGGCGUUUGCCUGUGGAAAGGUGACCAUCAAGAGCAGGAGGCACUGGUAUGAGGCCAUCCCUCAGACUGCCUUUGUGGCUCUCAGUGAUGAUACAGCCUGGAUCAUCAGGACCAAUGGAGAUCUCUACCUGCAGACAGGCCUGAGUGUGGACCGGCCCUGUGCCCGGGCAGUGAAGGUGGACUGCCCGUGCCCUCUGACCCAGAUCACAGCCCGGGGCAGCGUGGUGUGGGCGCUGACCGAGCAGCGAGGUGUCUUCUACAGGGAGGGGCUCAGCAGCUUCUGCACAGAAGGAGAGCAGUGGAAAUGUGACGCUGUCAGUGAGAGCCAGGGCUUGGAGCCAGUGUGCAUUGCCCUGGGAGACCACAACACCGCUUGGGCUCUGGACACAAGCGGGAACCUGUGGUUCAGGACGGGCAUCACGGCCCAGAAACCACAGGGGGAGGACGAUCACUGGUGGCAGGUGAGCAUCACGGACUACGUGGUCUUCGACCAGUGCAGCCUGUUCCAGACCAUCAUCCAGGCCACGCACAGUGUGGCCUCGGCGGCCCAGGCCCCAGUGGAGAAGGUGGCGGAUCGCCUGCGCGUGGCCUUCUGGUCCCAGCAGCCCCAGUGCCAGCCCAGCCUGCUCGGCGUCAACAGCAGCGGCGUCUGGAUCGCCUCUGGGAGGAACGACUUCCACGUGGCCAAGGGCAGCCUCAUCGGCACCUAUUGGGCCAACGUGGUGCCACGUGGAACUGCGUCGGCAGCCAAGUGGGCCUUUGUGAUUGCGUCGUCGGCUCCGACUAAAGAAGGGAGUUUUCUGUGGUUGGGCCAGAGCUGCAAAGACCUCUUCUGUAUUAGCGACCAGUGCCCACAGUUCCGGCCCUCGACUGUGCAGCUCCCCCCCGAAGUGGAAAUGGUGCAUCUGUCAGCCUGCCAGGAUGCUGUGUGGGGUCUGGACACAAGGGGGCGUGUCUACAUCCGUACCCUCUCCAAGAGCUGCCCCACUGGCAUGCACUGGACCCCCCUGGACCUCAGCCAGCUUGGCAGGGUGAAGCUGUCCAGCCUCUCCUGUGGCAGUCAGAAUGUAUGGGCCUGUGAUGCCAAUGGGAUGGUCUACUUCCGGGUGGGAACCCAGCCCCUCAACCCCAGCAUGAUGCUGCCUGCCUGGAUCAGCAUUGAACCCCCUGAGCAGCCGGUGGGGGUGCACCUGGUGAGCGUGUACACCAGUCCCAACGACAGGAUGCUGUGGGCAGUGGACAGCCGAGGAUACGUGCACGUCCGGACUGGGAUUACAGAGGAGAUGCCGGUGGGAACAGACUGGGAGCAUGUCCCAGGCCUGCAGGCGUGGCAGUUAGCAGUGAGUGCCAGGACUGUGUGGGUGCGUUGCCCCAAUGGAGAUGUAGCCCGUAGAUAUGGCAUCACAGAGAAGAACCCAGCAGGAGACUACUGGAAGAAAAUACCAGGCCUGGUCAGCUGUUUAACAGUCACCCCAGUGGACGAGCUGUGGGCAGUGGGCAUGACCGGCUCUCUGAUUCGCCGACUGACCAAGGCCUUCUGCCACAGCAACAGCAGGUCAAAGGUCAGCAUGGCCUCAUCGUCGCUGAAUGGCGACGAUCCAGAGGACGAGUGGGAGGUCAUCUAGAGACCCCACGGGCACCUGGAGGUCCAGGCAUCCUUACUCUUCUGUAUACUGAAAAGGUUCAUCGGCCUCUAAUUUAUUAAUAUGUUUGGAUUUUACGUUCUCUUUUUAUAUAUGUAUAUAAAUUAACUUCUGGUAUCUUUUAUUAACUGUGCGUGCUGCUAGUGGUACUGUUGGCUGUGCGGACCUGUGGAGUUAUGAGUUAAUCACAAGAAUGCUGAUUGCACAUGUAUUCUGUACUGUUCAGGACACUUGCCUGCCACACAGGGAGGCUGUUGUGAAAUUCAUUGCUACAGCUUCACUGAUUCUAUCUUAACAGUCUUCACACUCACCACUUCCACUCCUCCCGUUUCUGUGCGCAUCUUUCACUUGUGUUUUCGCAGGUUUAACCUUUCUUUGCCUUUUAGCUAGUUGUAAUGCUUUUGCCAGCUUUCAAAAAUAUUUUUAAAACAGCGUGAUCCAAACAGUAUAAAACAACCCAGAGCAUAUUUUAGAAACUUGUAAGGUUGAUUUGAAUAAUCUUGGGAAUGAACCUAUAUGCAUAUAUAUUCACCACACUGGGCGCUUGCACAGAGCUGUCUUCCCCUGCAUUUUCCUUCAAUCUCUUCGGAUGACUGGACUCACCUGUGAGAAACCAGUGAUUUAAUGUUCUGCAGGGGAGACUGCCUGUGCUGUAAGAAAAAGCUCCGAUAUAAGGUAACACACUGGACCUGCAGGGGACAUAAUGAUGAAUGCACUGCCUUAUUUCAUCAAUGCAUCUAAUACUGAGCUCUUAGGAACAGAGGAAAUCUAUUUUGCACCUUUCUGCAUAUUCGUCUGCAUAAUAGAGUGAACAACAAUUAUUCACAUCUAUUGGUCCUAUAAAACACAGUUUAUAAGCUUGUCUAAUCUGUUAUUCUUUUGCCUAAGCCUUACUUUGUGCACUUUAGCAAGAAAGAUGCAAACACUUGACUUUUCAUCUUGCACUCUGUACGUCGGUGUCAAUAAUAUUAGAUAUAUCCACUUUCUGUUUUUCCAUAAGUACUGUACUCUUGUAUUAAUGACAACAUGAAGGGAAAUAAUGUAAGCAUAAUGAAAACAGAUAAAAUAAGUGUACUGGUUUACUCGUUUCCUAUUACACUAAUGUAUAUACUGUAGUUUGAUGAUAACUGUACGUUUCAUAUUUAAUUGGUUUUAUAAUGAAUACCUAUAAUUUUGAACUUGUAACACACACGUGUCAAACUUAACUUAAACUAGCUGUGAUUGGUGAGCGGGACAUACAGAUUGUUGAUGUUUGUUUUUGAGCAGAUCUGCUGCUUCCAGUACUACAGACAAAGUCCUGUCUGCACUGAUGCAGCUCUGGGAAUGAAACCUCUUCACUUUUUUUCCUUGGAUUUUCUCCUUUAUUAAGGAGAGGUAGGAGUGAGCUGGAUUUAAAAACACGAUGUUGUGGAAAGUGUUUAAAAUUUGUCCUGAAAUUUUUGUGAAGUAUCUCUUCAUUUUCACGGGUCUGGUAUUAAGUAGUAAUGAUUUUAAAAUUUUAUGGGACUUUUGUGUUAUCAGUUUAAACAAAUCCCUUUUGUUUCACAAAUAGAUUUCUGAAAUAAAUGUGGCCAAGCUUUGUGGGUUGGGCUCAGAAGACCCCCAUUUUCUUUACCUUUCUUCCUCAGUUAACACUCCUUCUCAAUGUACACACUAUGACCUGUCCCCUUCCACACACACGCUCCAAGAUCUUCUCAGCUGCUUUCACUGUCUGAGGCCUUGGAUGUGAGUGUGGCCCAGAGAGACCAAGCACCCUCUUGUCAUCCUUGUAAACCGAAUGGAUGGAGUACUGAGACUGGUAUCCUGUGAAGAUCAUCCACAUGGCUUUGGUAUUUUAGAUCCUGUUCUGGCUUUUAAGAGUGGGAGUACAAAAAUAAAUAAAGUGACUGAAACUGAAA